Molecule: messenger RNA, 1857 nt
Organism: Micromonas commoda
Lineage: Eukaryota; Viridiplantae; Chlorophyta; Mamiellophyceae; Mamiellales; Mamiellaceae
Exons: 2
Coding region: 1-1857 (618 amino acids)
Source: RefSeq, a predicted model, not a curated record
AUGAUCGUCCCGCUCCUCGCCGCCGCGAUCGCCCUCGCCGCCCCGUCCCCCGGCGCGGCUCGGACACCCGCGGGAGUCGACCCACGCGCGCAGGUUGCGCACUUCGACCCGCGCCAGGACGGGGCGGUCGACUGCCGCGUGUUCGUCUUCGCCGGCAUCGCGGGCGCGUGCAACACGGACGCGCAGGGCACGCCGGAGCGGUGCUGCGCCGCGCUGGGGACGGCGGAGGACGCGAGGUGCUUCUGCGACGAAGGCGUGGUGCGCGCGGUGCGAGACGUCAUAGGCGAGCGGGGGCUGGACUUCUUCAGGUCGUUCGCGUCUGCCCGGUGCGGGCGCGCGCUGACGGAAGGGAACGCGUGCGGGAACGACGCGUCGCCGUCGCUCGGGGAGAGGGAGGUGAACAUCCUCCAGCAGCAGCAGCAGCAGCAGCAGCAGCCUGGGGCCUUUCCCCCUUUUCCGCCAGCCCCGGCGUUCCCGAGAGCUCCAAACUCGCCCCCGCGCGUCGGCGCGGGCGCUCCCGGAAAUUUUCCACCCUCGCCGGCGUCCGAGCAGUUCAUCGUGGACCUACCCCCGCUCCCGUCGUUUCCGGAACUUCCAGACGCUCCCGCGACGCCGCUCGCGCCGCUGACGCCCCCGCCCCCGGCGCCAAAGCCGCCCCCGCCGAUCGGCACACCGGGCGCCGCGCCGCAACUCUCGAUCCCGCCACCCGCGCCGCAGACCAUCGCGCAGUACGUGGGCGCGCCGCCGUCGCCGAGCGACCCCGUCCGGCGGAAGCCGCCGGGGCUGCCAACGGUGUGGGACAAGCUCAACGACGACGUCGCGGACUUUCAGUUUGGAUUCUUCGCCGACGCAAUCGUCGCCGUCGGGCUCAAGGGUUUGUUCCAAUCGGCUGGGCCGUUUACAGUGUUUGCGCCGACGAAUCGGGCGUGGUACAGUGCGCUGGUGUCACUGGGGGUGACAAAGGAGGCGAGUGACGUGUUCGAGGAUCCCUCGCUGACCGAGGUGAUAAUGCACCACGUGCACAGGGGCGAGGUGUUCUCCGAGUCGAUGUUCUUCGGAAAAAAGAUACCCACGAUGCACAUGUCCGCCCCGAACGUCGCCAGAUCUGUUCGAGCGGCGCUACAAUCCGGCGCGGAUCCGGUCGCGGUCAGGGCCAUGAUGACGGAGGGUUUGGAGAUUGAGACGUUCCAGACCAUGUUUCGGAAGAUGUACUACGUGGACGGGUGCGACUUGCGUCGCCACUCGAUGGACGUGGUGGCGAGCAACGGGGUAAUCCACGCCGUGGACUGCGUGCUCUUCCCGCCCUCGCCGCAACCGCUGCCGAGCGGACGAACCGUGGCGCAGGUCAUCGUCGAGAGGUUCGAGCUGUCCAUCUUCGAGCAGGCGCUCACCGGCGGGGGCUUGCUGAGGGCCGUCAACCAGGCCAGCGCGGAGAAUCCCCUCACCGUGUUUGCCCCCACCAACACCGCGUUUGUGAAGUUCAUGGCGUCGAGCCCGUCGUUUUUCAUAGACACCGAGGCGGAGCGGGUGGUGAACCCUGGAUAUCCUGGUCUGCAGGAGACGCUGCUGUACCACUUCGUGCCCGCGAGGCUCACCAGCGGUCAGCUCUCGACGCACAAUGCGCGGACGUUGCGGACGUUCGAAGGCAAGGAGUUGUUUGUGGAAAGUUUUGGAUGGAGCGGGCGGCGCCACGCGAAUUACUUGAACCACGUGCUGGGUCAGAAGCUUUACGUCAACGGAUGCAGGCUGCGGCAGGUGGACUUCGUGUGCGUCGACGGGGUGGUACACACCAUAGACUGCGUGCUGCAGCCCAAUUUCCGGGACGACGAGGACAAGUGGUUCGGGGACACCGAGUGA